Protopolystoma xenopodis is the source of this 762-nucleotide messenger RNA. The record is from the annotation of a GenBank genome assembly. NCBI's taxonomy places the organism in Eukaryota, Metazoa, Platyhelminthes, Monogenea, Polystomatidea, Polystomatidae.
AUGAAGAUAACUUGGUCAACGCAUAUUUUUCGUCUACAAGGGGUCUUUUUGGGAGCCAGCUUUCCACCCGAUCUGACUCCGAUCAUCAUGGCUGCUCAUCGAGACAACUACGAGAUCCUGCGUCUGUUGCUAGAGCGUGGAGAUCGAAUUUUGCCGCCUCAUGACGUCCGUUGCGCAUGUCUCGACUGUGGUGAAGCCCAGAGAAUAGACAGCCUUCGACACUCCAAGUCUCGAAUAAAUACUUAUCGAGCGUUGUCAAGCCCCUCUUUGAUCGCGCUGUCUAGCUGCGAUCCAGUAAUAACGGCAUUUGAGCUCUCCUGGCAGUUGAGCAGAUUGGGGAGACUGGAAAAUGAAUUCAAAUCGGAUUAUCAGGAACUUUCCCGUCGGUGCCAACAGUUUGCCACGGACUUACUCGACCAGACUAGGGACGCCCGUGAACUUGCAAUCAUCUUGAACCACGCCACGGCCAGCCUUGAGCACGGCCACGAAUUGGAUGACGAAGUCAACGACCUACCAAAUGAUAGGUCGAUGUCAAGUCUCAAAUUCCUCCUCAGACAGCACGAGACCUGGAUUCCCUUCUUCAGGGAGCCGGAACACGGUCGGACACAUAGUCUGGUCCGAUUGAGGUUGGCUAUCAAAUACAAGCAGAAAUCGGUAAGGCGCUAUUUCUUCGUAUUAACAUACACUUCAUUUCGUUUGAAUGGGCUAGUCGGAGGACUUCGCAAGCUGGCCUCGUCAAAAGUCGAAGAAAGAAUAUUUUGA